Messenger RNA from Juglans microcarpa x Juglans regia, 1395 nucleotides. Its product is annotated as protein FAR1-RELATED SEQUENCE 5-like. The record is from RefSeq and is a predicted model, not a curated record. The transcript is spliced from 3 exons. Bases 1 to 1395 code for a protein of 464 amino acids. NCBI's taxonomy places the organism in Eukaryota, Viridiplantae, Streptophyta, Magnoliopsida, Fagales, Juglandaceae.
AUGGACAAAGAGGAAGAUGAAACAUCACCUACGCCAUCUACGCCUUCUACAUCGAUUUUACCGAGUCAGGGAUAUUACAGUCCAGGAAACCCGUACUACCUACCAUUUAUGUUGCCUCAAAACGCAUAUCCAAAUCCAUAUACAUGCACUUGGGAAACUUCGUCGGAUGUAAAUAAAGUGGCAGAGGCUGAGGAAACUAAUGAAGUAUCUGAUGAUGAUGAACGAGUUGAGGAGCCAAAACCUGGUAUGGAGUUCGCCACUGAUAAAGAGCUUCUUGCAUAUUAUAAGCAAUAUGCCAAACAACAAGGUUUUGGUGUUAUCACACAGAGGACGAAAAGAGAUGCAUCUGGAAAACCGAAGUAUGUGGCAAUUGGGUGUGCACGUGGCGGCAAGUACCAUCUGAGUCACAGUAAUAUCUCGAAGCUGAGACCAACAAUUAAAACAGACUGUAAGGCAAAGUUAAACGCUCACUUGGACAAAAAGAGUGUAUGGGUUUUGACCACUGCUGAGAAUACUCACAAUCAUGGUAUUGUUAGCCCACAUAAGUCUAGAUUUUUUAGAAGUCACAAGUGUUUAGAUGAAUACAGUAAAAGAAUGCUCGAUCUAAAUGACAGGGCAGGUAUUCGAAUGAACAAAAAUUUUGGAGCACUUGUUGUUGAUGCGGGCGGGUUCGAGAAUCUUGAAUUUCAAGAGAAAGAUUGUCGAAAUUAUAUUGACAUAGUCAGACACUUGAGGCUGGGUAAAGGAGGUGGCGAAGCACUUAGUGAUUACUUUAAGAGGAUGAGAAAGAUGAAUGAUGGAUUUGUUUCUGUGAUUGAUGUAGAUGAUGAGCUGCGACUCAGAAAUGUGUUCUGGGCUGAUGCACGUAGUCGAGCCGCGUACGAGUAUUUCAGAGAUGUGAUCAUCUUCGAUACGACGUAUCUAACAAAUAGAUACGGUAUGCCUUUUGCUCAUUUUGUUGGGGUAAACCAUCACGGGCAGUCCAUACUGUUAGGGGUUGGAUUGAUUUCAAGCGAGGAUACAAGUACUUUUGUGUGGUUAUUCCGAGCAUGGUUAGACUGCAUGAAUGGUCAGGCUCCAAAAGCAAUCAUAACAGACCAAGAUCGGGCAAUGAAGAGUGCCAUUGCGAUGGUAUUCCCAGAAACUCGCCAUAGAUAUUGUCUAUGGCAUAUCAUGUGGAAACUGCCUGAGAAAUUGGGAUCUCACUUCCAAUUCAACGCAUGGUUGAAGACUGACAUUCAGAGUGCCCUAUAUGAUUUGCAUACCUGUGAAGAAUUUGAUGUCAAAUGGGGGGAACUAAUUCAGAAAUAUGACCUUGGUGAUAAUGCGUGGCUGGAAGGGUUGUAUACCGAGAGAUCAUUUUGGAUUCCAGCUUACUUGAAAGGUGUAUUCUAG